Mercurialis annua (annual mercury) is the source of this 868-nucleotide messenger RNA. Its product is annotated as ATP synthase subunit b', chloroplastic. Bases 109 to 759 code for a protein of 216 amino acids. The record is from RefSeq and is a predicted model, not a curated record. Gene Ontology annotation, molecular function: proton transmembrane transporter activity. Gene Ontology annotation, biological process: proton motive force-driven ATP synthesis. The transcript has a single exon. Lineage: Eukaryota; Viridiplantae; Streptophyta; Magnoliopsida; Malpighiales; Euphorbiaceae.
CAUCUUAAAUUUCCACACAAAAAUAAUUUCAAUAUCUUCACCAUCUUUUCAAUCUCAAAAUCACCACCACAUUUCCAAUCUUAUUGUUCAAUUCCACCCCUACCAGCCAUGGCCGCCGCCGUGAUCAUGGCCUCUACAAAACCACUCAUCUCACUCUCCUCCACCCUCCCCACCACCACCACCACCGCCACCAAACCCAAACUCCACCUCCCCCACUUCACAAAACUACCAAAAAUCACCAAAACCCAAUUAACAUCUCUGAAAUCAAUCUCCCUCCUCGCCGCCACCUCAUUCACAUUCGCACCGCCGUCACUCGCCGUUGAAAUAGAAAAGGCCGCUCUCUUCGACUUCAACUUAACCCUCCCAAUCAUGAUGGUCCAGUUCUUGCUACUCAUGGUGGGCCUCGACAAGCUUUACUUCAGCCCACUGGGUAACUUCAUGGACGAACGAGAUAAGUCCAUUAAAGAAAAGCUGAGCAGCGUUAAGGACACUUCGUCGGAGGUGAAGCAGCUGGAGGAGCAAGCUGCGGCGGUUAUGAGGGCGGCGAGAGCGGAGAUUUCGGCGGCGCUUAGUAAGAUGAAGAAGGAAACUCAGGCCGAGUUGGAGGAGAAACUCGCUGAGGAGAAGAAGAAAAUUGAAGCGGAAUUGCAAGAGGCGUUGGUGAAUUUGGAGAAUCAGAAGGAGGAGACAAUUAAGUCUCUUGAUUCUCAGAUUGCUGCUCUUAGUGAUGGCAUUGUUAAGAAGGUUCUUCCUGUUUAAUAAUUCUGUUUUUUUUUUAGUUUAUGAUUUGAUGUUUAUAUGUGUUGUCCAAUACUUUUUAAUGGGUUUGUAAUAAUUAUAAUUAAUGAGAGAAUUUUAAUUGUAAUCA